AUGGAUGAUAGCUCCAACUUGAAAGGCAACAAAUUGAAUGAGGAAAACAAUGACGAUAUCUACUUUAUGCGACAAGCAUUAAAGGUGGCCAAAGCAGCCUUGGCCAUUGGUGAAGUUCCGGUGGGAUGUGUCAUUGUCUUGCCAAAUGACACUACUAGAGGAACCAUUGUGUCGCAUGGGGCCAAUCAAGUCAAUGCCACCCGAGAUGCCAGUCGUCAUGCCGAAAUUGUGGCCGUGGAUCGCAUGUUGACAUUGGGGGUCUCCUCGGAUCAAUUGCGGCUCCCUCCCUACAUUAUGGCACAAUCCGCCACCACCCCAGAACAACAAAAGGCUCUGCAGGAAGAAAAGGAUGCCAUGGAUGACGGUUGGGGAUCUGGUCAAGUUUAUCCCAUUUCCAUUCUCUCCCAAUGCCAUCUCUACGUGACCUGUGAACCUUGCAUCAUGUGCAGUGCAGCCUUGGCCACCGUUGGAAUUGGAAAGGUGAUUUUUGGGUGUCACAAUGAUCGAUUUGGAGGAUGUGGGUCCAUUCUUUCCUUGCACGCGGCAACCAAUAGUACUACCAAUAACACUACCGGUACCACUCCGGAUGAAAAUGAUGAUGAUGGAACUACAGACAAACCAUUUCCGGUUGUGGAAGGCGUCCUCAAGGAUCAAGCCAUUAGGUUGUUGCGGUGCUUUUACGAUCGAGAAAACUUUCAUGCCCCAGAUGAUAAACGGAAACGAAAAAGUUAA
Messenger RNA from Seminavis robusta, 732 nucleotides. The record is from the annotation of a GenBank genome assembly. NCBI's taxonomy places the organism in Eukaryota, Bacillariophyta, Bacillariophyceae, Naviculales, Naviculaceae.